CAUUUUUUGUUGUUUGUUAAUGGGUUUAUGCUCAUUGUUAACAAUCUAAUGUAAUGUUAUCAUUGUUGAUGUAAUGUAAAUUGUUAUUAACGUAAUAAAAUAUUUAAGGUUAUAAUCAUUAUAGCCGAGCAUUAUCAAAUUUUAAAUGAAUUAUUAAUAAAAUAUAGUUACAUUAUCUAUGUUUAAUAUAUCAUGAUAUCAUAUGUUGUUUGUUAAUAUAUCAUGAUAUAGGGGUGGCAGCCGGUCGGUUUCGGUUUAACCGAAAACCGAAAUCUCGGUUUUCGGUUAAACUGAGACAUGACCAACCCCUACCGUCAACCGACCGUCCCAUCAGGCCCGGUUAGCCGCAAACCGACCGGUCGGUUUUCGGUUUAGGUGCGGUUUAACCGGGGCAACCGAAAAUGUGAAGGCCAGUUCGGUUUAGGUGCUUAACCGACCGGUAACCGGUCAAAUCCGACCGGACAAGAAGGGAGGAAAACCUAAAAUCGACAGCCAUGUUCCUCUUCCACCAGAUCUUCUUCUCCUUCUCCUUCUUAUUGCUCUUCGUGAUCGAUUACCAUCGCCGCCGAGGUGUCGCCGGAGUUGGUUGUGGUGGUGGGGCUGUAGUUGUUGAAACCCACCUCCUCUGCAUGCGGAGGCGGUGGCUCCGGCUAGAAGGUCGUGGAAAUCGUGCCAGUUCGGAAAUUGGCCCCCAAUUUCAUUCCUGGGAGAAGCUCCGCCACAGUUCCCGCUCUACAGACCCAUCUGGGUUCAGCUCCCGCAGCACAAAAUUGCCGGAAUCGAGCAAAACAACGCUGGUCUUAACUCCUUCCUCGACGGCGGUGCGGGUGCGGGUGAGGCUAGUUACGGCAAAGAUUAGGUCGCCUUUGCCAUCUACCAUCUUCAAGUUUCCAUCGCUUGCAAGGACAAUAACCCCUGUUUUGUAGAGAAUUGGGGAAUCAGGGUUGCUGACCCAGAUGGGAGAAAUCCGCAAUUCGGGGUUUCGACAGUCGCAGAGGCGAGGCGGCCGGGGGGGGGGGGCUCGAGGCGAGGCGGCGGGGGCUCGACAGUCGCAGGGUUGAGGGGCGGGGGGCACUCGAGGCAUGGCAGCAGGGGCUCGGCAGUCGCAGACGCAGACGCAAUGUGAGGGUUGAGGGAGAACGAAGGCGGCAGCUAGGGUUUGGGGGGAAUGGGUGUGUUUAAGUAGGCAAAAACGACGGCGUUUCAUCUCGGUCGGUUAGCGUCGGUUAGCCGGUUAACCGGCUUCGGUUUAUCGGCUAACUGCGCGGCCACUAACCCAUUCCGACAACUGACCGCUCCUCUAUUUUUUCGGUUUCAGGUUAGCCGCUAACCGGCGGUUAACGGUUAGACCGGCCGAUUAGCCGCUAACCGGAAACCGAACUGACAGCCCUAUCAUGAUAUCACGUAGUUGUUACAACUUACAAUUUCACUUUCACGUUAAGAACGUUAAGCAACUCCCACCAAAAUGUUGUUAAAGUAUAUCAUAACUAAUAGUAUCAAAAUCAUUAAAAAUUGACCUAAAACAUUUAUAAUUUUCAGUUUCAAUGAAAUUUUUGGAAUGAG
This is a messenger RNA of Linum trigynum, 1563 nucleotides long. Lineage: Eukaryota; Viridiplantae; Streptophyta; Magnoliopsida; Malpighiales; Linaceae. The record is from the annotation of a GenBank genome assembly.